Messenger RNA from Acanthochromis polyacanthus (spiny chromis), 3401 nucleotides. It is a transcript of the gene zbtb32, whose product is annotated as zinc finger and BTB domain containing 32. NCBI's taxonomy places the organism in Eukaryota, Metazoa, Chordata, Actinopteri, Pomacentridae. Gene Ontology annotation, biological process: regulation of transcription by RNA polymerase II. The transcript has 5 exons. The coding region runs from base 162 to 1643 and encodes 493 amino acids. Gene Ontology annotation, molecular function: DNA-binding transcription factor activity, RNA polymerase II-specific; RNA polymerase II cis-regulatory region sequence-specific DNA binding; protein binding. The record is from RefSeq and is a predicted model, not a curated record.
CAAAAGAGGAAACCACCCUGGCCCACAGCAUAACCUGUGCCCUGACAGACAUGUCACUCUACAAGUCACUUCGCAGUCAUGGUGCAAGGUAGCUCAUCAUUCUCCAGGGAGACUUCGCACUAAACACCCGACCAGUAAUAAUAUUUCCUCAAUCUUCAGAAAUGAUCCGACUAGACAACACCCAAUAUUUCCAUUUCCUGCAGCAGGCAGAUGCCUUACGUCGCUCCGGGACGCUCUGCGAUGCCAUCAUCUUGGUAAAAAGUCAAACUUUUAGGGCUCAUCGGUUGGUUCUCGCCUGUGCGAGCAGAACGUUGGCGCAGCAGCUCGCUCAAGGAGACGUCGACAGCCCGGUGCACUGCACUCUGGAGAAUUUCUCGCCCCACACCUUCCAGCAAGUCCUGGACUUCACCUAUACCCAAGCUCUGGAGGUGUCCGUGGACGAUCUGCGUCUGUUGCUCAGAGCUGCUCAGCAGCUGGAGAUGCAGCUACUGGAGGACCAGUGUCAGAAGCAGCUGGACUCUCUCAGCUACAGAGCUGGAGAGGAGCAUGAAAGUGAGGAAAACACAGAUGUCAAAGAGGAGAAGGAGGAGAAAGAUCAAAAGCAAAGUCCAGCUUCUGAGGAGAAACUCCAAGAGACAUGUUCCCCAGUAGAGAAAGCACAUAUUGCCAUGAAAAACCCUCCACAAAACAAUCCACAAUCCCCUAGAAAGAAGCCCAGAUUGUCCUCAACAGGGCAUAGAGACAGUGUUAUCAGCAGGCCGACCACCAGCAGCUCCUCCUUCUCUCCUCCGUGGACUUUCUCUGCAAACAUGUGGGAGUCUGUCAGCACACUGAGGCGAAUAGCACAAAACUACUCAGACCUACUCGCAGCUCACCCCAUUCAGUCCCCAAAUCAGGCCUCUGUAGCUUACCCAUUCUCCCUCACCACUCCCCACAUGUUCCCCCUACUGAGUCCCCAUUUCCAAACCCCAGGUCAGAACUCUGUAAUGGGCUACUCAGGCUUUCAUCCCCGUUACACACAAAACCUUUACGCCGGAUCUACACGGAUGGGCAGCAUCAUCAAACAAGGCCUGCCAAAGAGAAAUAAGGCCAACCAGAGAGCGUUCAUAGGGACAAAUGUUCAAACUGGUGAGCCAAGUUACCCUGAAGCGCCCAAAGCCAGUGCAAAGAGAGUUAAAGACUGUCGGCACUGCAGUGCAGCUCUCCUUGAUGACCUGGUGCUGCGGGAGUCGGCCUCCGCACAAUUAGGUAAAGCCUGUGCAGGAUGUCGCUUCUGUGGAAGAGGAGAUGGUGUGCAAAACGAAACAGACGCGAGAGGAGAACACAGAGGAGAAAAACCCUACCAGUGCCAACACUGCCCCAAGAAGUUCAGUCUGAAGCAUCAGCUGGACACACAUCACCGAGUUCACACCGGGGAGAAACCCUUCGAGUGUCGCCUCUGUGGCCAGCGCUCGCGGGACUAUUCGGCCAUGAUCAAGCACCUGCGGACUCACGGCGGCGCGGCGCCCUACCAGUGCACGGUUUGCCUGGAGUUCUGCAGCAGCCUGGUGGCCAUGCAGAGACACGUCAAGACCCACGCCGUGCAGGACUUCCCUCCCGACUGGAGCAUCAGCAGCACCUACCUGUACAUCUCCCACAUCUGAACGCCCAAAUCGGAGCCCUCCAUCAAAGUUCUCAUAGCUGGAACUCUAGUUUCUGCUUCUCAUGUUUUAUCGUUAGACAUGCAGUCAUGAGUGCUUUUUCUGAAGAAUUCACUCCUGAAACCAUUUAACAACGCGUAUCACUGUUUAAAGUACACAAGCACACAAACUGAUGCUAUCAGAGGUGUAGCAGCAACAACUUCUACACAUACUGAAACUGUUCUGUGUUGACAUUCUCGGCUACAGAACAGAGUGCAGCACUAAUUUCCAAUGACAUGUCAGAAAAGGUAUUGAAACUGUUUAGCAUUUAUUCAAGCCACAUCAACAAAUUAUCCUCGUCGAAUGACGCAGGAAUCUUCCCUCCGACUUUCACAAUUAUUGGACUGCUUGUGUAGGCCUUGCAGGUCUGACUCUGGUUUAUAGCUCCCUCCUGAGGACAACCACUGCAACAAAAUACUUCUUUUUUUCCCCCCUAUAUUAGUACUCGAAAGGGCCUCACCCUGCCAAAAAUGGGACCAGUGACGAAGGGAUCACAUUUGGAGAUGGACAAAAGAAAUUUAGGUUUUCUGUUACUCCGAAUUUGUCAGGACAAAUAAAUUAAUAAAUCACAUUCAUAUGCCUCAUGAUGCGUUUGCAUUUUAACUAAAAUAUUGACUUUGUUCUGGUCUACUAAGGGGGUGGAAGAGAUUUCUCCAAAGUCAGUCAAAACAAUUUCAACAACUGAGCUACAGCAUUGCUUGAGAGAAAAAAUCCUACAUAUGAAAAGAAUUUAGAUGUCACUUCAUAGCUCAAUAAUGUGCACUGGCUCAGUGGAUUGUGAUGAGAAUAAUGGAGCUUUGCAGCUAUGCAUAUCUAGACUGGAAAAAAAAAAGUGCUGGAAAACUACCAGAAAUUAAUACCCAUUUCAAGGAAUGGAAUCACUGAAGCAAUGCCUCGCCUUCAUUUUACCUGACAAUGUGUCUUUUUAGGCUUUUUAUUGUUUAAUGAAGAGAAAUUAAAAAAUUAAAAACACACACCACACACACUUCUGUAUUUAUCAUGUAACAAAAUAAAAUCAUCGUUUCAUUUUCAGUUAAUUGUCACUAAUCAUAUUUAAUUUUGGAAAUAUAUCUAGUCAAAUGCAAUUGAAUAAUAAAAUAAAUUACAAUAAAUUUGCAAAUAGGUGAGCAUCUUUUCAUCAGUUUCAAAUUUCUUUAAAAAUUGAAAUUGAUGGCAUUUUAUUUAUGUGUUUUAAAGUUAAUUUAUAUGACUUUUUAUAUUAUUGCUAUUUCUGUGUAUUAAAAAAAAGUAAAAUUGAAAACAAAACAAAAAAAAAGACUGCAUAUGUUUUAUGGUGUGGCUGCUGACAAUCAGCUGUCCACUGCAUUUUGUCUGUUUGCAGAUAUUCUGUAUGCCAAGCCUCCUAAAACUACAAAGGCAUGGACAUGCUGGGGGGCAAAAAAAAUGCAUCUCAGAAGCAUUACCAAGUGGUAUUUAGCAGUUAAAUCACACCUCUGUAAAUGCAAGUUAUGUGACUGUGAAACUAUCACAAUAGCUGCCUUGUGUGUUUGUCUGUAAUCAGGAAUGUUGCUUCCUAGAGGAGCUCUUGGUACAGCUUUUGGGCCUGUUUCUACUGAAAGAUAUAUGAAUGUGUACAGCAUUAUCUUGAUGUUCAUGGGGAAGAAAAUGCAUGUUUUAAUCAAUUCUCAUUUGUAGGCUUUGAAGGAUCAGUAUGUCAUGUCUUUGAUUACCAAUGCAUCGAAUAAAGUUUGCAAACCGCUA